AUGAUGAGCGAUUACAGCAACUUUAUUAUUGAAACAGCUAAUUAUCGUCCAAUAACUGCCUCAAUCUUGGUAAUAAUAGGAACUAUUAUUAUUGGAUUCUAUCUGUACUUAAAGUCUGUUCAAACAUCAAAAAUCAAUUUGUACUACAAACUUGACAGCAAAGUAUUGAAGCCAGCUUUAGAAAACAAAACAUUGAUUCACAUGAAUUUCAAGCAGUGCAUCUUUUUGUUCAACAACUUCUUCUAAAGUCUGGUCCAUCAGAAAUUAGCUAAGGUGAUUGAAGGUAGAACACAGAUAAAGUUCGUGAGAGAGCUUUUUACUUUCAAAGAUGGAGGCAUGAUCGCUAUUGACUGGGUGAAUGAGAUUUCACCAAAAAACGAUCAAAAACCUUUGUUGAUCAUCUCCCCAGGAUUAGGAGGAGAGUAUAAUUUUGCUUAUAAUAUAAGUGUUGCAGAGGAAGGCCUAGCUAAUGGCUAUAGUGUUGUAAUUAUUGGCCAAAGAGGUGCAUCUGGGAUACCAUUGACUACACCCUAUAUAUACUGUGCUUCAUCUGCUUAAGACAUUCGUGAGCCAGUUGAGUAUCUUUACAAUAACUACUGCGUCAAUGAGGAUAAAUAAAAGAUCAGACAAAUCUUUUACGUAGCAAUUUCAUUCACUGGAUCUAUAUUAAGUCACUAUCUGGGAGAAGAUGGAGACAAGCAUAAAAUUAUAACUGCAGCAGCAGCUGUUUGUUCUCCUAUGAGAAUAUGGUUAGGUAUUAAAUAGUUAAAAGCCACUUACAAUGGAAUCUUCUAUAAACAUUUUGGUUAGAAGUUAAGAACAUUAUUCUAUAACAAUGCACGUGUUUUAAGAGGAAUGUUUAAAGAAAAAUUUGAUGUUGAUAUAGAUAACUUUAUUGGGGAGAAUUCAAAUGCAGGUGUAGAUGAGUUCAAUGAUCUUAUUGCAAAAAUGAACAAAUACAAAAGUUCAGAAGAUUACUACCAUAAUGGCUCCUUUAUUCAUAUAUUACCAUAGAUAAGAGUUCCAAUCAUGUAUUUUUACAGUGAAGAUGAUCCAGUUAUUGGAAAAGAAUAACUAGACUUAGAUUAAUCAAUGAAGAAUCCUUAUGUAUUGGUAGCUACCACCAAGAAAGGUGCUCAUGUGAGCCAUUUUGAAUCAUAUUUCAACCCUAGAAUGUGGUUCCGCAAGCCCGUGAUUCAAUUCCUAAAUAGCUUUAGAAAUGAUGUCAAAUGA
Molecule: messenger RNA, 1233 nt
Organism: Stylonychia lemnae
Lineage: Eukaryota; Ciliophora; Spirotrichea; Sporadotrichida; Oxytrichidae
Source: the annotation of a GenBank genome assembly